CCGCGCGGAAGCCCGGUCGGUUGGGCGUUCGCCACAGCCGUUACUGCCGUUACCCUAAGCCCCGCCUCCUCCCUACCUCCCGUCCAAUCCCGACUGCUCCUUCGGGUUGGGGUGUGGUCAUGGGGCCAGGCCCACUCAAGAAGAGGCCGCGCCCCGUCCUCCGCUCGGGAAGCGGCGUCACUUCCGGCGUGUACGUCUGGCGUCCGGCCGCCGCGGGAUGGCGGCUCUGAGGAGUUGGCUGUCGCGGAGCGUUGCCUCCCUUUUCAGGUACAGACAGUGUGUUCCUGUCGUGACUAACUUCAAGAAGCGCUGCUUCUCAGAAUUGAUAAGACCAUGGCACAAAACUGUGGCGGUUGGAUUUGGCGUGACCCUGUGUGCGGUUCCCAUUGCACAGAAAUUGGAACCUCAUUCUCUUAGUAAUGACGCGUUAAUGAGGAGGGCUGUGUCUUUGGUGACAGACAGCACCUCCACCUUUCUCUCGCAGACCACAUACGCACUGAUUGAAGCGAUCACUGAAUAUACUAAGGCUGUUUAUACCUUAAUUUCUUUGUACCGACAAUAUACAAGUUUACUUGGGAAAAUGAAUUCACAGGAGGAAGAUGAGGUGUGGCAGGUGAUCAUAGGAGCCAGAGUUGAGAUGACUUCAAAACAGCAAGAAUACUUGAAGCUGGAAACCACUUGGCUGACUGCACUUGGUCUUUCAGAGAUGGCGGCAGAAGCUGCGUACCAAACUGGAGCAGAUCAGGCCUCGAUCACCGCCAGGAAUCACAUCCAGCUGGUGAAGUCACAGGUGCAGGAAGUGCGCCAGCUUUCCCAGAAAGCAGAAACCAAGUUGGCAGAAGCACAGACAGAGGAGCUCCGGCAGAAGACCCGGGAGGACGGGGACGAGAGGGCCGAGCCGGAGCAGGAAGCCUACCUGCGCGAGGAUUGAGCGCCCGAGUGGCUGCCCGCGUCUGCCGGUUCAGCCCGGGGAGAGCAGGGGCGGCUGCCAGGCGGCCUGGGGCGGCCCAGCCUUCUCUGGACGGAGGGGAGGCAGCGGGUCCCGCCCUGGCCCGUCAGGCCGGAGGCCUUAGUGAGCUGUGAGCGCCUGGCCCCUGCCCUCCCCACGCGAGGAGCUGGUUCUCGGCCCUGGGGCACUCACCCUGUUCCACGCUGACCCCACUCAGCACAGCUUCCCACCCCCCAUCUUUCUACCUCCCCCCAGCGCCGCUCAGCAGCCUGGCUGGAGAGGGGGCGUCCUGUUUCGUCGUGCCCACGAGUUCAGUAGCUGGUUAACGUCCCUUUCCAGUCUUACAUUUUCAGAUAUGGUUUAGUCUUUGCUCCCCCCAUAGGAAUGUGUGUUGUUUUGGGGAAAGGGGAGCCUGUUCAUAAGAUUUCUUUUGACGUGUUUUCCUUCUGUGAUCUGGCCCCGUUGCCCGUAAGGACAGCUGGAGCCCAGGCGCCAGGAACCCGUUACUGUUCCGGAGCUGAACGCGGAGUGUUUACCUGGAGCUCCGCAGGACAUACUCCAGCCCGCGCUGCUCGUUUCCUUCGAGUGUCUCUAUUGUAUCUGAAGGAGAAUAAUUGUUUUGUUUUGCACUUCAAAAAGAACCCGUUGGUGUGUAUACUC
Messenger RNA from Mustela erminea (ermine), 1609 nucleotides. It is a transcript of the gene DIABLO, whose product is annotated as diablo IAP-binding mitochondrial protein. The transcript is spliced from 6 exons. NCBI's taxonomy places the organism in Eukaryota, Metazoa, Chordata, Mammalia, Carnivora, Mustelidae. Gene Ontology annotation, cellular component: mitochondrion. The record is from RefSeq and is a predicted model, not a curated record. Gene Ontology annotation, biological process: intrinsic apoptotic signaling pathway in response to oxidative stress; neuron apoptotic process. Bases 218 to 931 code for a protein of 237 amino acids.